Molecule: messenger RNA, 231 nt
Organism: Medioppia subpectinata
Lineage: Eukaryota; Metazoa; Arthropoda; Arachnida; Sarcoptiformes; Oppiidae
Source: the annotation of a GenBank genome assembly
AAAAUGAAUUCGAAAUCCGUUUUUAUUUUUUGUCUCUUUUUUGUGUUUAGCGAACAAUCGUUUGAUGCGAACCAAGCCAUGGACUACGAGGAGGACUUCCGGCGUCCGAACAGCGUUUCCGGUUCUGCGACUGCGCUGUUGAGACGUCCGCCGAAGAAAUCGAUUUACAUUUCUCCCGAUUUGGACGACAUUCUGGACCAACAGUCGCACGACGUCUACCACGACGUGGUC